This is a messenger RNA of Cryptomeria japonica (Japanese cedar), 839 nucleotides long. RefSeq names its product expansin-A1. The record is from RefSeq and is a predicted model, not a curated record. Gene Ontology annotation, cellular component: extracellular region. NCBI's taxonomy places the organism in Eukaryota, Viridiplantae, Streptophyta, Pinopsida, Cupressales, Cupressaceae. Bases 1 to 738 code for a protein of 245 amino acids. The transcript is spliced from 3 exons. Gene Ontology annotation, biological process: plant-type cell wall organization.
AUGGCGGCUUUUGAACUUUUUGUGGUUGGUUUCGUUUGGAUAACCAAAUUUGAAUGUGCCCGUGGAUGGACAAACGCCCAUGCUACGUUUUAUGGCGGCGGUGAUGCAUCCGGCACCAUGUGUGGUGCGUGUGGAUAUGGAAAUCUAUACGACCAAGGAUACGGAACCAACACGGCAGCUCUAAGCAGUGCUCUGUUCAAUAAUGGGGUUACCUGCGGAGCAUGCUUUGAAAUCAAAUGCAACAAUGACCCACAUUGGUGUCUGCCCAAUACGAUUGUGGUCACCGCCACCAAUUUCUGCCCACCCAACAAUGCACUUCCUAACGAUGCAGGUGGGUGGUGUAAUCUCCCACUUGAGCAUUUUGAUCUUUCAGAGCCAAUGUUCAACCGCAUUGCAAAGCACAAGGCGGGCAUAGUCCCUGUUCUCUACCACAGAGUGGCAUGUAAGAGAAGUGGCGGAAUUCGAUUCACCAUCAAUGGAAAAUCCUACUUUAAUCUGGUGCUCAUCACCAACGUGGGCGGAGCAGGGGACGUGAGUGCAGUUUCUAUAAAGGGCUCUAAAACUGGGUGGCAGGGCAUGAGAAGAAACUGGGGCCAAAAUUGGCAGAGCAAUAGCUAUUUGAACGGGCAAAACCUGUCGUUUCGAAUCACAACCACUGAUGGGAGAAUAGUUACCUCCUAUGAUGUGGCCCCCUCCACCUGGAAAUUUGGCCAGACUUUUACCGGUGCUCAGAUAUAAACUGUUCAGACUGCGCACCCACUAUCUUCUUCUUCCUCCCUGGCGUUUUGGGAGGGAAGUAGCUUUUAAGAGUUUUAAUUCAUGUUAUUUAUAUAAGUUGU